Diversispora eburnea is the source of this 303-nucleotide messenger RNA. NCBI's taxonomy places the organism in Eukaryota, Fungi, Glomeromycota, Glomeromycetes, Diversisporales, Diversisporaceae. The record is from the annotation of a GenBank genome assembly.
AUGUUAUCUAAUGGAACACCUAGUGAAUUAGAAAAGAAUUAUCUGGAGAACACAGGAUUAUUUCAAGAAUUAUCUACAGAAUUUACUAGUGAUUAUUGUUCAAUAUUUUUUGAUCUGAUGAAGCAGAAUAUAAUUAUGAAAAAAGUAGCAAGUUUUAAAAAGGGUGUCGAGGACUCAACUAAGGAAGAAGAAAGAUGUGAUGAAAGGUUUAUUUGGUUAUUUUCUAUGUUGGGAUGUCAGAAAGAUGAUAUUAUGACAGGUUCAUUUGGUUAUCAUUUACAUAGGCAAAAAGAUGUUAUGAUG